Messenger RNA from Diaporthe batatas, 2622 nucleotides. Its product is annotated as type 2C protein phosphatase PTC6. Gene Ontology annotation, molecular function: protein serine/threonine phosphatase activity; cation binding. Bases 452 to 2434 code for a protein of 660 amino acids. The record is from RefSeq and is a predicted model, not a curated record. NCBI's taxonomy places the organism in Eukaryota, Fungi, Ascomycota, Sordariomycetes, Diaporthales, Diaporthaceae. Gene Ontology annotation, biological process: protein dephosphorylation. The transcript has a single exon.
GGCAUUUGGAACCCCGGGUUUCCAACCUGUUUAUUACAGUACCGUGGCAUGGAGCUUCCCAGGGACAGCGGCUUUCUCCUCCUCCCAAGGCUCUUAAUGUCCGACCUUGGUGGUUCAGCAGGCCGAGCGUCUCCUUCGCUCCCUUUCUUCUACUCUUCUCCCCGUUGAAGUCUUUUGGCCGUUGAGGUCCAGCUUUCUCUGACGGCCCGACGUCCUCUCGGCAUUAUCAACGACAACAGCCCUUGUCCCCACCGGGCCAACCACGCCUACAGGGCCCACGAUACGUCAGCCUCCAACUUGGCGCAUCCGAUCCUGUACACAGUCUUUUCGCUGAUGGACCUCCAAAUCCUCCGCCUCUCCUCCCCGUGUCCAAUUGCUCAUCUCGUGGCAUCUACUUGUUUCGUAAGACGAGCCCAGCUUGCGAGCUCAGCCUUGCAAAGCAGCCACGAUCAUGGCCCGGCCAUUAUCCUCGCUGGUGCCAAGGACGCGGCCCUCAGCAGUCAAAUCUGAUGACACCGCUGCGCUCCUCGAAGAAUUCAUGGGCUUCGUCGCAACCUUCUUCCAUGAUGCCACCUCGCCAGCUUCGCAGACAGCUCAUGCUGCUGUUACACGAGGCCGCACCACGGGCAGGCGCUGGUUCCACGCCCAGCGCCAACUAUCCGUGGAUCGGACCGCACCCGUCUCGCCGUCACAGAGCAACCUGCAGCAAAGGACGCCCCAAGCAACAUCCAGUCGGGCUCGUGGAUUCCACAACUACUUCGUCACCCACCUGCCUUCGUCCUCCCUCCACCCCGACUCGAGAGUCGCCAGUGGUCCGCACCACAAGCUUCCUCGUGCCGCCUCGACCCCGCACACCCCUGGGCCUGGCUCCUCGACUCCAGCGUCGCCGCCUAACAUGCUGUCCCGCGACCUGACCGUGGUGCGCAUACCAUUACGCAGUGCAAAGCACCACUUUGGCGCCUUCAGUGGCAGGGGCAGCCGUCCCUACAACGAGGACACGGACCAAGCCGGCACCAUCGAUCUACCGGCCUUCGCCAAGCGGGCGCCCAUGAGCUUGGUACGGAGUGAGAGGAGGAACAAUGCUGGCGAGGCGACAACUGCGGACAGUCCCUUCGGAGACCCUCAGAUCUUCUAUUUUGGCGUGUUUGACGGCCAUGGUGGCUCUCAGUGUGCCGAGUUCCUCAGGGACGAGUUGCAUGGCUACGUCGAGGAGGCUGCCAAGGACUUUGAGCUGAAAAGUAGUCUCAGGAAGAAGAGCAAGGCAGCCAAGGGAGCAUCAGGUGGAGCCGAUGGCCCAGAGCCGCUGAAGCCUCCCGGGGAAUCGAAAGAGGAGGCUUUGGAGGGCGUGGAUAUGAAGACUCCAGACGAGGUCAAGGCUCAGAUGCAGGAGACGCCUCCCGCAAAUGGGAAGCUGCCCACGGCCACAGGCCAGGAACCAGUCCCGGUGAAAGCGGAUCUUCCAAAGGCCAUUAAGCUUGAGAAGGAGCUACUCGACGAGUACAAGAGGACCAUCGGUGGCUACUUUAAGAGGUUCAGGCCCGCCCUGUUUGAUCCCGGCAGCUCGUCAGCCAUCAUCAACGCCGACCCCAAGGCCAAACCCGCCAGUCCAAAAGUCUCCAUAGAGUCGGUCUUGACCUACGCCUUUCUCCGCGCUGACCUCGACUUCGUCACCGCCCAGGCCCGCAAGCCUGACCCGGACGACCCUUACGUGAGCGACAACCAACCGCUCAACCAGGACGAGGUGCUUGGGUCCUCACCGCACGCCGCGCCCUCGGGUCACAAGAUCGGCGGGCCCACGCGCUUCAAGGGCGGCAGCACCGCGUCCAUCGCCCUCAUCUCGACGCCCACGCCGGCACCGUACUGGCACCCAGCGACGCACAGCACCAUCGUGGUCGCACAUGUCGGCGACACGCGCAUCCUGCUGUGCGAGACGGCCACGGGGCUGGCGGUGCCGCUGACCAGCGACCACCACCCAUCCAGCCCGACGGAGAGCCGGAGGCUGGCCCGGUUCGCCGAGUCGGUGACGGACAGCUUCGGCGAGGAGCGGAUAGGUGGCCUGGCCAACAGCAGGUCGUUCGGCGACAUGCAGUCGAAGCGGGUCGGGGUCAGCGCCGAGCCAGAACUAACGCGCCUCGACCUGGGCCCGGCCCAGUACUCGUUCCUCGUCCUCAUGAGCGACGGCGUCAGCGGCACGCUGAGCGACCAGGAGAUAGUGGAUGUGAUCAAGGAAGCCAAGACUCCCGAGCAGGGGGCCAAGAGCGUCGUCGAGUACGCCAACGAGGUGAGCCACAACGGCGACAACGCCACCUGCCUCGUGGUGCGCCUCGGCGGCUGGGAGAGGAGGAGUGAGGGCGGCUUGGGCAGCCUCGGGACUAAGGAGAUGCGUGAUGCUAGGAGGGCGGAGGCUCUCGACCCAAGGAGGGGCAGGAGGUGAAGACAGACAAGCGGUAGAUACUCAAGUCGCGGGAUAAGCGUGGUAGAAGGCUGCGUGGCUUGUUGAACUAUGAGAUACCCAACAAGAAGGAGAUGGGAGCUAUGCUGGCGAUGCACUCGUACAUAGGGCAUUUAUUCACACAAACACAAGGUGCAUUUGAAUAUACUUUUCACGUGGCUAUGCUGCAA